ACACACUUGUAGCACACCGGACAGUUUCUUCUGUAGCACACCGGACAGUUUCUUCUGUAGCACACCGACUUUUUAUUUCAGAGGUCGAACUUUAGUCACACUCGAAUCUUUUGUAUUUAGUUGAAUCUGAAUCACGACAGUUAUAUUUAACAUCUUAAAAAUUACAUUUGAAAUCGGUUCUUGUUGAUGUUUGAAUUAAAAAUCUAGGGCGUUUGAAUCCGGUUCCUCUCUGCGCUCACGUGUCCUUCGGUCCGCUGAGGACGGUGUUCACAUCACGCACGGAGCUCAGACCGAGUCAUGGCGCUGCAGGUGUCCGAGUCCGACCAGAUCAAACAGUUUAAGGAGUUUCUGGGGACAUACAACAAGGUGACAGAGAACUGCUUCAUGGACUGCGUCAAAGAUUUCACCACCAGAGACGUGAAGCCAGAGGAGUCCAGCUGCUCCGAGUCCUGUCUGCAGAAGUAUCUCAAGAUGACCCAGCGCAUCUCCAUGAGGUUCCAGGAGUAUCACAUCCAGCAGAACGAAGCUCUGGCCGCUAAAGCUGGACUGCUGGGACAGCCUCGCUGACCAGGCCCGACAUGGACUGAAAACAUGACCCCAGCAGGCUGGUCCUGGUCCCAGUGAUGGUCCUGGUCCAGUAGGUCUGGUCUCACCCCUGCUGGAAGAAAAAAAAAAACUCUGAACUGCACCUUUUGUUUGUAUCAAUCAGGCUGCUGAAGUCUCUGCUGCAGAGCUGCACAGAAACAAGGAUUUGGCCGCUGAGCAUCAUGGGAGAUGUAGUGUAAAACAACAGGACCAGACAGAUUUCAAGUUGUGUACAGAAACUGUGGAACUGUCCUUUAAUGUGGGUUGAGUUUUACUGUAUGUUGAAAUGUUAUUAAAGAACGUGAAUCUCUGA
Monopterus albus (swamp eel) is the source of this 898-nucleotide messenger RNA. It is a transcript of the gene timm9, whose product is annotated as translocase of inner mitochondrial membrane 9 homolog. The coding region runs from base 298 to 567 and encodes 89 amino acids. The transcript is spliced from 4 exons. Lineage: Eukaryota; Metazoa; Chordata; Actinopteri; Synbranchiformes; Synbranchidae. The record is from RefSeq and is a predicted model, not a curated record.